UGACCUCCCCUGGGCUGUAAUACGUGGGGCUAGUUUAGGAGAUGUUGGUGGCCUGUCAUAUACAAGAGGUCAAGCUACCCAUUUCCCUCUGGCCUUAUAAGCUUUGGAUGGUCAAGAGUUGGAAAACACUUGGCUUGUGUUUUGUAAACUUCUUCUGUAUUUACGCUGAGAUUGCAGAAGCGUUCUGGCACCCUGCGCUGCUCAUCUGGAGACCCAAACUCCUCCCUUCCUAUCUCUCACCAGAGGCUUUGAUUUGGAACUGCAGUUACAUGACUGCAUCUCAGAUCUGUUACAUAAUGCAGCAUAGGCCCAACAGGUGUCUGUCUGAGGCAGCAAAAUGUUUAGUCACUUGUUAAUGGUGUGGAUUUCAAUGGUGUCUUUUAAAUAUUCCUCUUGGCAAAUCAGCCCUGCUUCAUUCUCUCUUGCAUAGAGCUAAAGACUCACAUUUUAGAUUUUAAUUUUAAGGCAGUUUUUGCAGUCUAGAGAUAUCUCAUGAAGCACCCAGCAAAUUCUAUUUUAAAAACUUACUCAAGUCUUUGAAUUUUUGUAAUUGCACUGCUUAUGACCACUCUGAAUCUGCCUGGGGUAGCAAAAAGCCACAGAACCAGCUCUAGUGUUGUACUCUUAACCUAUGGAAAUGUUGUAGCUAAAAUGUUUAUAUGAAUGUUUUAGUUCAUUCUGUAUACACUGUUGUUGAAGUAACCAUGCUGCAUCUGGCCAAUUAGGGAAAUGGGUAGCUGCUUCAACAGGCAUAAGACUAGAAUCUACAAAAAUCUUUCACCAGAUCACAUGCUAUUUUAAAGAGUGUGUUGGGGUUUUUAAAAUUGUUUUAGAAAAGUGAUCAAAUUGUUGACUUAACUGGUUAACCAUAGCCGAUUUUGUGCUGCAUGAGAAAAGUGAAUAUUUCCUUUGUAUUUAAACUCCUUCAGCUUUUGCCUGUUCAUGACAUCUGUCACUCUUACUAACAUUGGUAUACCUGGAAUGUUCAGUUGUUCAGUUCAGCAUACUGCUGGGAAUGCUCACAGCAAUCAAGUGCUCAGUUAAAUGUGAGAAACUGACAGCAGUGACUUCUUAUACACACACUAUGCUGCUUCCCUUGAGGAGCCAAUUAUGCUGAACUAUUUCGUGCCUUUCUAAGGGGGAAAAAAAGGCCUACAUACAUAUUAGCCAAUACCCUUAUACGUGACGUAAGGAAGUGUUUGGCCCUAGAUCUAUGGAGAAUUCCAAAAAUAUUAAAGCAAAAAUUAUUAGGGCUCUUUUUAAAAAUAUAUGGUGAAUGGACUAUUAAAACACAAUUUGUUUCAAGCUGCCUAGGUAUCACUUGAUUAACACUCUAUAAAAAUUAAAAAAAUACAUUAAACUUUAAAGACAGAUUUGUUGUUUUUUUUUUUUAAAUGCAGUAACUUUUUGCAUGUCACUCUCCCUUCAUGUUACAGUUGAGAAGUAAGGCUCAAUAGGACUAUGAAACCAAAUAUAUUCACUUUGAGUUCUGAAGUGAUAAGGCAAAAAUGAUGCUUUAUUCCCAAAGACUUUGGUGUUACAAGUGGAGUGCAGUAUAAAUCUAGUUUGUUUGAGGAAAGAAAGUUGUGUUUUGCUCAGACACAACUGUCUUUUGAUUAGGGUGCAGAUGAAAUAAUUCUGUGUGUGUUCAGUUGAUCAGUUUAAUAACAUAAUUAAUACUGUAGCCAACACCAGAUGUUUCAGAGGAAGAUGCAAGAAAACUGCAGCAGGCAGUUAUGAGAGAAUCUGCCUCCAGAAAUACUCCCUCCUAACCUUCAGUAGUUAGAAAUUGGCUUAAGCCCUUCCAAAACUGUUUGGUGGCUUUUGGUUGGUUGGUUGGUUUAUUUAGUGUUUAUUACAGUAAUUCUAGAUUUUCUUGUUAUCCAUACAAAAAAUUGCUAAUGUCAUUUUGAAAUCUGUUAAGAUUUUUGCCUUGAUAUCUUAUGGUGAUGGAUUCCAUAUCUAAUUAUACAUUGUAUGAAAAAGUAUUUUCUUUUAUUGGUUUUGUAUCUGCCACCUGUUUUUAAAGGGACACAACCAACUUGAAAACUUUAUUUGUUUUGAAAAAUUUGAAGUUAAAUGUAGCACCUAAGAUAACUGGAAGAAGUUUGGGUGGAAAACUGUUUUGCUUUAUUUUUGUUUGUUUUUUUUUGGUUUUAUUUUGUGGAUUUGAGGGCACUUUGUGCAUAGUCAAUUUCACUGUUUCCCCCUUGUAGUCAGUCAAUUUCUCCUGUGCUGAAAAGACAGUUAUAAAAAAACAACAGGGAGAUUGAAAAACAUUUUAAAUAUAUCAAAGGACUUUUUUUAAAAGCCAUACUCACCAGAAACUGGAGUAUCUUUAAAUUAUUCUGUUUAAGAUUUUCAAAUAGUGUCAGUUCAUAUCCACCUAUAUUAAUACAGAGUACACAUUUUAUCACAUAAUUUACUAAAAGUUACUUUUUUCCUGUAGCUUAGGAAAAAAUCUAAAAGCAUCCUUGUGUAAAACCAAAUCCUGCAUUGUGGAUUUUCUUAAUUGUUCAUUACCACUGUUACUUAAAUUGUAAAACAGUUUUUUAGAGAAUUGAAAGGGGGAAAUAUACAUGGACACAAUCAUUAAAUAUACUUUCCUUUUGUAUUCUUCUUUAAGUGAUCUAGCGGAUGUCUGAAAGUUGACUUGAGCAUAAGCAGUGAGAUGUUUUGCCAUUUGGGGGCUGUGAGGAGGUUGUGUCUGGAGAAAAUAUUGCUACAGUGGGUUCUUCAGACAAGACCUUUGUCAGGUGCUGAAGCCGUCAAUGCUCUCAGACCUUUCUAUUUUGCUGUGCAUCCAGAUUUCUUUGGCCAGCAUCCCAGAGAAAGGGAAAUCAAUGAAAACUCUCUUAAGAGGUUAAAUGGCUAUUUGGAGAAUCUCCAGAAACCAGGAUUUAAGUCUUUUAAGCCAACUCAACUCACUUUUUAUGUGAGAGAUACAGAACAAAACUCUUCUGAUGUCCAAGAAUCCUUCAGUGCUGCAGGUUUUCGAGCCGUCAGUUUUACUUUGCACACCAGGGACUUAUUAAGCACAGUAUUGGACAUUCUCAACUCCUGCAGCUUAUCUACUGAGCAUGUCCAAAGUGUGAACUCUCAGCCUCACAAAGAAGUAAAAGGGACAUUUUACAGGCCUAUCAAAUGGGACAAGACUUACUACUCAUUUACUGGAUUCAAGGAUCCUGAGGAAGAACUAGAACAAGCCCAGAGGGUGGAAAUUACUCUAAUCUCCUGGUUAGAUAAUAGUGAAAAAAGUGCAAUAAAGAAGCUGAGAAAGAGCUUACCACUUAGGGAAGAACUAAACCGUUUAAAAGAUGAACUCACUCAUCAGCUACAGCUCUCUGAUAUCAGGUGGCAAAGAAGCUGGGGUAUUGCCCAUCGUUGUAGCCAGCUACACAGUCUAGGUCGUUUAGCUCAGCAGAGCCCAGAAGUAUUAAGGAAUGUUAAAGGACACACAGUAGUAUUCACGGACUGUUCAGGUAUGAGUGCAACAGGCCAUGUCAUGCUAGGCACAAUGGAUGUUCACCACCACUGGAUCAAAAUUUUUGAGAGAUUGCCUAGCUAUUAUAAACUUCAAAAGAAGAUGCUGCUUUUGGAAGACCGUAUAAGUCAUCUUCUAGGAGGCAUACAAAUAACAUACAUUGAAGAGAUGCAACCACUGUUAACUCUUGAAGAGUAUUACACCACUCUUGAUGCUUUCUAUAAUAGAUUGCUUAACAGUAAACUAUCUUUUCACCCUCGUAGUCUGCGUGGCUUGCAAAUGAUUCUAGAAAGUGAUAGGUAUGCUCCAAACUUGCAUGAACUUGGGCAUUUUAACAUCCCAACAAUGUGUGAUCUAGCAACCCUUCAGUGGUUUAUUAUUACCAAAGCACAGCAAGCAAGAGAGAAUCUGAAAAGAAAGGAAGAGUUGACAGUGAUGGAAAAAGAGCUAAUCAGUGCUUCCACUGAAAAAUUUUCUCUGAAACAGCUGUAUAAGGAACCAAGUAUUUCCCAUGCACAGAUGAUAGAUUGUUGUAAGCGACUGCUGGAAGAAUCGCUCCCAUACCUGCAAGGCAUGCACCUCUGCAUUUCACACUUUUACUCAGUGUUGCAAGAUGGAGACCUCUGUAUCCCUUGGAACUGGAAAAGCUGAGGCCUGUCUAAUAAUCAGAGGGACUGUCUAUUUUCUCUGAGGCUAUCAACAUGAAUUAUUUUCUUUUAGAGUAAAUUAUUUAAACGUGUAUUUUGAUAUCCAUAUUCUAACUAAUCCAAGAAUUUCUUUUUAAUUGCUGCUCAGAAAGUAGAACUUCAGUUCUAAACAGCUUGCUGAAUAAUGUACAUUAUUGCCUGUCCAUGCGUAAACAUUCUGUACGGUUUCCAUACUCCUUUACAAGUCCCAUCAAAGGGAAGGGGUAAUGAAAGGGCAUUUUUGAUAGUUAAACAAAACUUUUGAAUUGGAUUUGAAGGUUACAAAAACGGUUUUGGUUUGUUUUUCAUAUACAUGAAUAUUCCAGGAUGGAUUUUGUUAAGUUCAUAGAAAUUGUUCCUCUAAAGCCAAGCACUAUGUACUAUCUAAAGUAGGUAAUUAACUGGAUUCAAAAAUUAAGAAAUAUCUUGUCAAAGUAGUUUUAGGGGUGGCAAAGGCAGUAGAAGUAAUUCUAGAGUCCUUCAUAUAUCAUUAAUUAUCUGGUUCCAAUACUGUAGUUACAUAUUGCUGUAUAUCUUACUGUAUAAGAAAUACAGAAGGAAAAAUCCAUCAGUGUUUUUAUUAUGCAGAUAGGAACAGUACUUUGAACAUUUGUUUAAUAGGAGUUUAUUUUAAAUAUCAAUCCAAUAUCUGCCCAUUGGAAUAGGUGUUUACACUUUCAAAAUGACAUCCUCUUGGUAAAUAUAUCUCCAAUCUACAUUAUUGUUACCAUAAUUUGUUACUGGAGUAUAAGAUGCAUCAAUUGUUUUUAAGUACACUGUAGCUACGGGCAUGAUUGUGAAACUUUUACUCACAUUGGUGAGCACUGAUCUGCAUGACUAGUCCCGAUGAAGUCUAGGGAUGGUCAUGCAAAUCAUUGCUCACCAGUGUGAGUAAGAGUUUCAGUCAGCCCUGAGGAUCAGACAUACUGAAUUUUAUUUAAACUUGAUAACUCUAAUAUCGUAAGAUAAGGAUUGAGGGCUUAUUUUCCGAGUAAAUGUUAGACACAUUAAAAAGCUGCUGUUUCACUGUAUUUCACACUAGAAUACACACCGUGUUUGAGUUCUAAAUCUUGCAAAAUCAUCUGAAAGGAACUAGCCAGUUAACAUUUUUUGGACUUGGAUUCAUCUUUCAGAACUGGCAAAAAUACUGUAAAAUAAAUAUGUAUAAAUUAUGUAUAUUAUUUGUGUUAUUAAGAUUGCCCACCAUCUCCCAUUAUAAGAUCGUGUUUUCACUUGCUUAUAACUUUGCUGUACUUUAACAAUUUAGGCCGAAAUUUUCGAUGUUAGGUAUCUGCCUUAGGCUGAAUUUUUUGGAAAACUUCAACUGAAAUAGUUCAUCAUUUCAGAGAAUGAGUCAAAGGGAAAAAUAUUGUUUAGCCCAUGUUAAAUAUUUCUUGCUCUUCUUUGAACUGCUUCAGCACCCCUGUGCUUUGGAGCAAGAGGGUUGAUUUGUGUGUCAGGGAUGUGACUUUUGUCGUCCCUAUGAAAAUCCACUUGAAUUUGGCCAAGUUUUAAGUCUUUGAAGAAUUGCAUUUCGCACAUGCACAGUAGAGCCUUGCUAGAGCUUAACUGCUAAAACUUCUAAAGAUUCCAUCCUCACUGAGUAUGCUCCAGCCCCUUAUGGCUCCUGUGUGUGACAGGACUGUGCCUGCACCAGCCCCACAGAACAGCUGAAUACGCUACAGCCCAGGAUUACGAGGGCUCAGAAUUUCCUUGUAAUAGCUGUUUCAGAGUGGUACCGGAACUGAUCAGGGAGCCUGUCUCUCCUUUGCUCUCAAUAUUACCCCUGUCUGAAGUCCACACCAAGGCAGUAUGGACGAUGUAGCCAAUUGAUUUGAAGGUAGAGGGAACAAAAGCUGGAUCCGAGCGGAGAGAAAGGAGUAGGCUGGGACAAGGAGUCUUCUGAGAGUGAGAUGGGAAGUAACUGACUAGAAGCUGAUUGGUAGGGAGAGACCGGGCAAGAAGGAGACUGGGACUGGGAGUCAGUUUGCUGGGAGAGGAAGAUGAGGAACGAAGAUGGGGCAGGGACUAGGAACCAGUGUGGUAGGGCACCUCGGAGGAGAGACAUCUGUCAAGGAGUUGGCUGGGUGAAGAGAAGAGACAAGGACUCUAGGUGGGAGAAGGGGACUGAGAUUGGAUGAGGAGCCCAGGAAGGGAGAUUGAAACUAGGAGCUAGUGUGGAGAGGGGAGAGACCAAUCAAAAGCUAGGUGUGGAGAGACUGGGCCUGGCUGGGCAAGGAGUUUGGGGUAGGGAGUGGGGAACGGGGACUAGCUGAGCGAGGAGACUGGGACUGGGUGU
Molecule: messenger RNA, 6469 nt
Organism: Trachemys scripta elegans
Lineage: Eukaryota; Metazoa; Chordata; Testudines; Emydidae
Gene: TCAIM
Product: T cell activation inhibitor, mitochondrial
Exons: 10
Coding region: 2672-4135 (487 amino acids)
Cellular component (GO): mitochondrion
Source: RefSeq, a predicted model, not a curated record